AUGUCUGUGCUGCAGACCAUCGUUCAGCACACCAAUGUAUAUGGGGCCAAAAAUCAGCAAGGAAGAGAAAAGCCAUGGAAUACCAUCUCGGUUGAAGAUUUCAAGUCUUACCUGGCACUUGUUGUGUACAUGGGUCUCGUGAAGGUCUCUGCCCUGACUGAUUAUUGGAGGAGGUCCCGAAUCUACAGUCAUCCCCUUCCUGCUGAGAUCAUGUCCUGUAGGAAGUUUCAUACCAUCACAAGCGCUCUUCAUCUUAGCGAUCCUCGGGAUGAUGAAGAAAACGAAAAGAAGAAGGGAACAGCAGCCUACGACCGCUUGGGGAAGAUCAAGCCUCUCUAUGACAACAUUAGGGAUGCCUGCAGGACAUUUUUUCAUCCAAAUCAGAACAUCUCCAUAGAUGAAAGGAUGGUGGCAUCCAAGGCGAGGUCUGGACUCAAGCAGUACAUGAAGAACAAACCCACUAAAUGGGGCUACAAGCUUUUUGUCUUGGCAGACUCCCUGUGUGGCUACACCUGUGAGUUCUUCGUGUACGAGGGUAAGUCAAUGCCAUCUCAGAAGGGGCUGAGCUAUGAGUCUGUCAUGGCACUCGUAGAUGAAAAGAUGUUGGGCACUGGUUACAAGCUAUACGUCGACAACUUUUACACUAGUCCCAUGCUUUUCAGAGACCUCCUCCAUAAGAAGAUUUGGGCAUGUGGCACCAUUCGUCCAAACAGGAUCGGUUUCCCAAAGACAGUCACCAACAGACUACCACGGAAUGCUCCACGAGGGUCCAUGCGAUGGCUAAGAGAGGAUGAGCUGCUGUUUGUGGAAUGGAAAGACACCCGGGAAGUGCUGAUGUGCUCCACAUUCCACAACGCAUAUAAAGGUGACACAGUGCGAAGGAGGUUGAAGAACAAAGAUGGGCAGUGGUCUGAAGUGCAAGUGCCUAUUCCCUGUGCUGUGCUGGACUACAACAGGUUCAUGGGGGGAGUGGACCUGUCCGACGCCCUCAUUGGGUACUAUAAAGUGCUCCACAAGACACGGAAGUGGUACCGAACCUUCUUUUAUCACUUUGUGGAUAUUGCUGUUGUCAAUGCCUUCAUUUUGCAUCAGCAUCUGGCCAGAGCACGGAAUGAAAAACCCCUCACCCAGAAAGCAUUCAGGGAAACGCUUGUUCUGGAACUCGCAGGCCUAGAAUCACGGACAGCUGCUCCUCGGGCUUCAAGUGAUGCUUGCCACAACCCGACACACAUUACAGAUGACAGCACUGCUGGACGGAGAAAGUGUAAGCUCUGUCAUCAGAAGACACCAGUCAUGUGUGCAACAUGUGAGGUGCCACUGUGCUUUCUGCCUAAAAGGGACUGUUACCAUGACUGGCAUAAGCAGGGUGGAAAAUAUUAA
Molecule: messenger RNA, 1380 nt
Organism: Rhinichthys klamathensis goyatoka
Lineage: Eukaryota; Metazoa; Chordata; Actinopteri; Cypriniformes; Leuciscidae
Product: piggyBac transposable element-derived protein 4
Exons: 1
Coding region: 1-1380 (459 amino acids)
Source: RefSeq, a predicted model, not a curated record